Messenger RNA from Fomitiporia mediterranea MF3/22, 800 nucleotides. RefSeq names its product Thiamin pyrophosphokinase. NCBI's taxonomy places the organism in Eukaryota, Fungi, Basidiomycota, Agaricomycetes, Hymenochaetales, Hymenochaetaceae. Gene Ontology annotation, biological process: thiamine metabolic process; thiamine diphosphate biosynthetic process. The transcript is spliced from 6 exons. Gene Ontology annotation, molecular function: thiamine diphosphokinase activity; ATP binding; thiamine binding. The record is from RefSeq and is a predicted model, not a curated record. Bases 1 to 765 code for a protein of 254 amino acids.
AUGCCCGUUCGCCAUUGGUCGACUUCGUUUCUGCGAGACAGUGGUCAAGGUGCGGACUCCGAGGUUGGACGGCGUGCAUUGAUCAUCCUCAACCAGCCGUUCUCGUCACCUUUGCUCUUGCGUGUAUGGAAGGUAUGCCAAUGGCGCGCGUGUGCUGAUGGCGGUGCGAACAGGCUAUACGAUACCUUACAAGCAAAUCCCGGACUUGAUUCUGACGCCUUCAUUCCAGACCUUAUUAAGGGAGACCUAGACUCGCUCCGUUCUGAUGUUGCAGACCACUUCAGACAGUUGGGUGUUUCAAUUAUCAAAGAUCCGGACCAGUACUCUACCGACUUAAUGAAAUGCGUCUCAGCCAUCGAGCAACUGGAAGCUGCAACCCCCGGCCGAGCUCAAUUCACCAUAGUAAUUCUUGGUGGCCUAUCUGGUCGGUUUGAUCAAACUAUUCAUACGGUCUCCUACUUGCAUAAAUUGCGUAAAGUUCGCAAGGAGAUCUUUGUGGUAACCGAUGAGAACAUCGGAUGGUACUUAGAUGAGGGAGAACAUAUAAUUAAAAUCGAUAGAUCUCUGAUAGGACCCACUUGCGGUCUUCUUCCAGUAGGCAUUGAUUCUGCGAUCAUCUCAACGCGAGGACUACAAUGGAACCUGGAUAAUGCAGAAACAUCAUUCAAUGGAAUGGUUUCCUCGUCAAAUUCUGUAAAAGAUGAAGAAGUCUUCGUUUCAACUACAAAGCCCAUAUUUUGGUCCAUCGAACUCGCUUUCCUGUAAUCCAUAGACUAUAUUAAAUCAUUCUAACAGGUUCC